Molecule: messenger RNA, 3204 nt
Organism: Hyaloscypha bicolor E
Lineage: Eukaryota; Fungi; Ascomycota; Leotiomycetes; Helotiales; Hyaloscyphaceae
Product: putative eukaryotic translation initiation factor 3 subunit A
Exons: 2
Coding region: 1-3204 (1067 amino acids)
Biological process (GO): translation reinitiation; formation of cytoplasmic translation initiation complex
Cellular component (GO): eukaryotic translation initiation factor 3 complex, eIF3m; multi-eIF complex; eukaryotic translation initiation factor 3 complex, eIF3e
Molecular function (GO): translation initiation factor activity; mRNA binding
Source: RefSeq, a predicted model, not a curated record
AUGGCUCCACCACCCCAUCAGAAGCCGGAAAAUGUUCUCAAGCGCGCCCAAGAGCUCAUGGGCGUCGGCCAGUCCCCCGCGGCCUUAGUUUUACUACACGAACACAUCACAUCCAAAAGGUCACGAAAUGUUCCCAUCGCCUCCUUGGAGCCGGUUAUGCUCCUCCUCGUGGAGCAGUCCGUUGAGCAAAAGAAGGGAAAGCUAGCGAAGGAUGCCUUGUAUCAAUACAAGAACAUCUCGCAAAACACAAAUGUUGGCACGAUUGAGUUGGUUCUCAAGAAGUUCAUCGAGCUGGCAGAAGAAAAGGUGAAGACAGCGCAAGCAAAGGCAGACGAAGUCCAGUCCACCCUCGAAACGACUGCAUCCACCGUCGAUGAUUUGGAAGCAUCUGAGACACCAGAGUCUAUCCUCCUAUCCACUGUAUCCGGCGAACAGUCCAGAGACCGCACAGAUCGCGCUAUCGUCACGCCAUGGUUGAAGUUUUUGUGGGAGACAUACCGGACCGUUCUCGACAUCCUCAGGAACAAUGCACGAUUGGAGAUCAUGUACCAGAGCACUGCCAUGCAAGCAUUCGAGUUCUGCCAAAAAUACACGCGAAAGACCGAGUUCCGCAGACUGUGCGAGUUGCUCCGAAAUCAUGUUCAAACUGCUGCCAAGUAUUCUGCUCAAAUGCAUGCCAUCAACCUCAAUGAGCCGGAGACACUUCAACGACAUCUCGAGACACGUUUUCAACAAUUGAAUGUUGCAGUCGAGCUUGAAUUAUGGCAGGAGGCUUUCCGAAGUGUUGAAGAUAUCCACAAUUUGCUCAACCUUAGCAAGCGACCACCGAAGAACAUCAUGAUGGCGAAUUACUACGAGAAGUUGACCCGAAUCUUCUUGGUCGGGGAGAACUAUCUGUUCCACGCUGCUGCUUGGUCGAGAUACUACAAUCUUCUUCGCCAAUCCGCCGCUAUGGUCGCGUCAGGUCAAAGCAAGAAGGCAGACAACCCAGCAACCUCGGAAGCUGAUCUCUCUAAGGCCGCCUCCUUCGUUCUUUUGUCAGCCCUCGCCAUCCCUGUUAUCAGCACUUCAAGAUCUCGAGGUGCGUUGGUCGACAUUGAUGAAGCUAAGAAGAACAAGAACUCCCGCCUCACUCACCUCCUCGGUAUGGCUCAAGCCCCUACUCGUGCCGUUCUCUUCAAAGAUGCCAUGAGCAAGGGUCUCCUGAAGCGUGCCCGCCCUGAGAUUCGCGAGCUUUACAACAUUCUCGAAGUUGACUUCCAUCCUUUGUCUAUCUGCCAGAAGAUCUCUCCAAUUCUGGCUCAGAUUGGCGCCGAUGCCGAGAUGGAGAAGUAUGUUCUCCCUCUUCAGCAAGUCAUCCUAACCAGACUCUUCCAACAAUUAUCCCAAGUUUACGAGACUGUUGAUCUCGCCUUUGUUGAGAAUCUUGCCAAGUUCCCCGAGCCAUUCCAAGUCACCCGAGAUACAAUUGAGAAGUUCAUCAUGAACGGAAACAAAAAGGGUGACCUUGCAAUUCGAAUGGACCAUGCUACCGGAGUUCUCAGCUUUGAUACUGAUGUUUUCUCAUCAACUAAGGCUAUCCAAGCUGGCUCUAGCUCCGGAUCAGCUGAAAGCGAAACAUCUUCAGUUCAACGACUCCAAAACACCCCAUCCGAAAUUGUCCGCACGCAGUUAGCCCGCUUAGCCAAAUGUCUUUAUGUCACAUGUCAAUACAUUGAUCCUUCGUUCAAUGAAGCAAGAGUCAAAGCUCGAGAAGCAGCAUAUGCACGAGCCAGGGCUGGUGCUAAUCAAGAACAUCGGGAGACACUGGCACGAAAAGAGAUCAUCCAAAAGCGGAAGGAAGAAGCAUCAGAAAUCCAAGCACGGAAGGAGAAGGAAGAUGCCACCCGGAAGCGCAUCAAGGCUGCACAACUCCAAGAAGCUGAGGAUAACCGUCUCAAGUUGGAACAAAAGGAGCGUGAAGAGAAGCGUAUGAAGGCUGAGCUGGACCGGGUACGGAAAGAGGAACUCAAGAAGCAAAUCGCCGAUCUCAAGAUUGGUCCCAAGGCUAUUGACAUUGAUGUCGAUGACCUGGACAACCUUGAUGCCAAUCGUCUCCGUGCUAUGAAGCUUGCCCAACUUGAGCGUGAGAAGAACGACAUCAACGAGAAACUCCGAGUCACUGGCAAGCGAAUCGACCAUCUCGAGCGAGCUUUCAGAAAGGAGGAAGCCCAGAAACUGCCAGAAGACUAUGCUCAGCAACGUGAACGAGACUUGGAAGCUUAUGAGAAGACAAAGGCUCAGACUCUGAAAGAAGCCGAGGCUAAGCACAAGGAGAAUGUUGAGCUCAAGCACAGAUUGAGUCGAUUGGUCGACCGCUAUGAGAGCUACCGCGAAAACAUCGUUGAGCGGAGACAUGAUGAAUUCGAGAAGCGCCGUCGUGAUGCCGAGAGAGAGUUGGAGAAGGCGAAAGCAGCUCGCAGAAAGGAGUUUAGAGAUCGCAAGGCUCGUGAGAAGCGUGAGCGUGAAGAGAGAGAGCGAAUGCUGCGGGAGGAGGAAGAACGAGCCGCUAAGGAAGCAGAGGAGAAGGCUGAGAGAGAGGCCAAGAAGAAGGCUGAAUUCGCAGAACUGAAGGCUAUCCGAGAAAAGGAACGUCAAGAAGCUUUGGAGAUGGCUGCGCUGCAGGAGCGACGAGCUGAGGAGGCUGCACGACGCCGAGCAGACGCAAAGGCUGCACCUCGCGGGCCACCAGCCAUGGAACGACAAGACUCUGGCAGCGGCGUACGACCCCCAUUGCCUUUGGCUGGAGCCAAGCUCGGCUGGAGAGAGAAGGAGAAGCUGCGCGCGGAAGGAAAGGAGGUGCCAUCUGCUCGCACCGAGUCACCCAUGGCCCGUGCCUCACCAAUGGGUCGCGCGGUCCCCAUGGAACGCACCGAUUCCAACGAGCGCCCCGCCCCCUCUGGCCCGCCACGUCUCGCCCUCGCGGGUGGGAAACCAUCCUGGAGAGACCGUGAAGCUGCAAAGUCCGGCGGCGAGCCUGCGCCAUCCUCUUCCCGUGUCCCGUCGUCAUCCGGCGGCGCCCCUCUCUCCCGCGGUCGCUCUGGUCGAGGUGAGAAUGGCCGUGAGGAUGCCGGGUCACCUGCUGCUCCUGCUUCUAGCGAGUCUCUUCGACCCUCGGCGGCGCCUGGCAAAUUCGUGCCUCCUCAUCUUCGCAACAAGACUUGA